Molecule: messenger RNA, 2514 nt
Organism: Microthlaspi erraticum
Lineage: Eukaryota; Viridiplantae; Streptophyta; Magnoliopsida; Brassicales; Brassicaceae
Source: the annotation of a GenBank genome assembly
AUGGAGUUUAAGGAUAAGGAGGUCACCUACAAUGGAGGAGCUUUUGAGCAAGACAUACUUGUCGAUCCUGAUUACAUGACUUGGAGUGUUUUUGAUGAAUUUUGUGAGAAGCAUGGAUUAGGUGACACUUCUGUGGAACAGGUCUGGUACAAGCUGCGAGAUGAGGACAUGGAUUCAAUAAGGAGCAUUGCUUAUCUCAGUUCUGAUGCAGGACUUAUGCGAAUGUGUGAAGAAGCCAUGUAUGGAGGUGAUGUUGAUGUCUUCCUUCAGCACAAAAACGAAUGUGAGAAGCAAAGUGAGAAGGAAAGCGAGAAAGAACAAGAGAAGGAGAAGGAAGGAGAUACAGAAAGUGAGAAGGAUGCUGCAGAGGUUGGAGUUAACCAAACAGAGAUGGGAUAUGAAAGUGAGAAGAAUGCUGCAGAGAAUGAGGAAGAUAAGAAAACUAGAAAGAGUAAAAAGGUUCAGAUUUUAGAAUAUGAAGAGGAUAUAGGUGAACGAUAUGAGGUAGAGAUUGAGGAUGGAGUAGAGAAUUUUGUUGAUGAGGAAGUGGUCUUGUGUAGUAUAAUGCCUGACACGUCUUCUGAUAGCGAGCAAGAGGAUGAUUUAGUUGUAAGAAAGAGACGUAUGAAAAAGAAAAAGAGUGAGAGAUUAGCUCUGGGAAGUACUUACUGGACGGGCUAUGAGUUUAAGGAAGCAGUUUUAGAGUAUGCUUUGGACAAAGCAAUGGACAUCAAGCAAGAUAGAUGGGAUAAGACAAAAAUAGGAUAUAAAUGUGCUGCCGAUUGGAAGUGCAAAUGGAAGCUUUAUUGCUCUUAUGAUAAGCAAAUAGAGAAGUGGGUUCUGAAGACAAAGUGCGGAUAUCACAGCUGUACACCUAAUGGGAAAUGCACUAUGCUAAAAGGUCACGUGAUUGCAAGAUUGUUCUUAGAUAAACUGAGGCAAAAGCCUAAGCUAAUGCCUAAAGAUAUUCAAGGUCUUAUCAAAGAAAAUUGGGGAAUUAUGAGCACAAUCAAUCAAUGUCAGAAUGGAAGAUUGCUAGCUCUGAAAUGGCUUGAGAGAGAGUAUGAUCAACAGUUUGCCCAUAUCCAUGGAUAUGUUGAAGAGAUACGCAAGAGAAACAAGAGAUCAACAGCCAUUGUUGAAACAUAUCGAAAUGCCAAGAAAGUGGAAGUCUUUGACCGGUUUUAUGUGUGUUUCGAUAGGCUGAGAAGAAGAUGGAAGAGUUCUUGUCGGCCAAUCAUUGGUCUUGAUGGAACUUUCUUAAAGGUGGGAGUGAAAGGAGUUUUACUCACUGCGGUUGGACAUGACGCAAAUAAUCAGAUAUAUCCAGUUGCUUGGGCUGUGGCACAAGCUGAGAAUGGAGACAAUUGGUUAUGGUUUAUCAAGCUGAUUAAAGCUGACUUGGGGCUUGAAGAUGGUGAUGGCUACGUCAUGAUUUCUGACAGAGCAAAAGGACUACUAAGUGCAGUUAAAGCUGAGCUACCUAAAGCGGAGCAUAGAAUGUGUGUGAAACACAUUGUUGAAAAUUUGAAGAAGAACCAUGCGAAGAAAGAUCUCUUAAAGAUGCAUGUUUGGAACAUUGCUCGGAGUUGUAACAUGGCUGAUUACCGCGAGAAUCUUAGAAAACUGAGAGAGUAUGAUGCUCCUCUGUUUGAGGCUGUGAUGAAUGAGGAUCCACGGUCUUGGACAUUAGCAUUUUAUAAACUUGGGAGCUUCUGCGAUAAUGUGGAGAACAAUUCCACAGAAUCUUUCAACGCCAGUAUUGCAAAGGCAAGAGGUAAAGCUAUCAUUCCCAUGCUUGAGACUAUUAGGAGACAAGCAAUGGCUCGGAAUUCAAAGAGAAGCAAGAAAUCUGAAAAAUGGGCUGGUAGAUACACUAAAUAUGUGAAGCUGGUUCUUGCUGAAGAGGAGAAGAAUGCCAAGAAAUGUGAAGUAACUCAUGCCUCACAUGGACGCUAUGAGGUGGAGUUGUUUGGGCAGAAACACAGUGUCAAUACUACAAAGAAGACAUGCACAUGUUUUAAGUGGCAAAUAUCAGGAAUUCCAUGUGAACAUGCCUAUGGAGCUAUGCUAGACGCAGGUUUGGAUACAGACAAUUACAUCUAUGAUUGCUUCUCAACAAGUAAGUUGCAAGAUUGUUACAGUGAAAAUAUCAAGCCAAUGAGAGGACCACAUUUCUGGAUGCAUGGUUCAUAUAGGCUGGUAAUAGCUCCUCCUGAACCUGAUUUACCUGGAAGAAAGAAAAAAAAGGGAAUAAAAAAACGAAUCAAAGGGAAGUUUGAGUCACCAAAGAAGAACAAGAAGAAGAAGAAGAAGGAAGUUCAGAAGCUUGGGAGACAAGGUCGCGUUAUGCACUGCUCAAAGUGUGGUGAAGCUGGACACAAUGCUUCUGGAUGUAAGAUACACCCAAAAAAAAAGAUGAGAAUGACUGAGGAGACAAGUGAACAGGCCACAACUUCAUCUCAGGGACUUGAAACGGUUUCAAUCACUCAACCUUCUCAAAUGUCUGAGUAA